AUGCUGAACAAGCACUGUUUUGAAGCUCUAGACAUAACUUUAAAUGACAUUAUGAAGACUCAAGCAACUUUGGGUCAUGAUAAACUGUUUUGUGAAAAAGUAGUUGUUUUGGGUGGAGACAUCAGGCAGAUUCUUCCAGUCAUUUUUAAAGGAAGUAGAUCUGACAUCGUUUCUUUUGCUGUGAAUUCUUCAUACCUAUGGAAUCAUUGCGAUGAGACAGUUAAGCCAAUCGAUGAGGAUGAUUCUAUUAUAGAGAUUCCCUCUGAUUUGUUGGUAAGAGAGUCUGAUAAUCCUUUACUUGAGUUAGUAUAUUUUGCAUAUCACAAUGUUGUUGAUAAUUUGGAAAACCAUGCAUAUUUUGAACAAAGAGCACUCCUCGCACCUACUCUUGAAAGAGUUGAAGAGGUAAAUAACUUCAUGAUGUCAAUGAUUCCUGUGGAGGUAACAAAAUAUUUGAGUUACGAUACUCCAUGUAGGUCAGAUAAAGAUUCUGAAAUAGAUGUAGAAUGGUUCACUUCAAAAUUCCUAAAUGAUGUUAAAUGCUCUGGUAUUCCCAACCACAUAAUUGUUCUGAAAGUUGGGGUUCCUAUCAUGCUGAUUCGAAACAUUGAUCAGUCUGCUGGAUUGUGUAAUGGAACUAGAUUGAUAGUGACUGCUUUGACACCCUAUAUAGCUCUUUCCGGUACAAAAACAGAUUCAAUAUAUUUGAAGUGA
This is a messenger RNA of Lotus japonicus, 714 nucleotides long. RefSeq lists its product as uncharacterized. The transcript is spliced from 3 exons. Gene Ontology annotation, molecular function: DNA helicase activity. Lineage: Eukaryota; Viridiplantae; Streptophyta; Magnoliopsida; Fabales; Fabaceae. Gene Ontology annotation, biological process: telomere maintenance; DNA repair. Bases 1 to 714 code for a protein of 237 amino acids. The record is from RefSeq and is a predicted model, not a curated record.